Molecule: messenger RNA, 6027 nt
Organism: Sander lucioperca (pikeperch)
Lineage: Eukaryota; Metazoa; Chordata; Actinopteri; Perciformes; Percidae
Gene: crtc3
Product: CREB regulated transcription coactivator 3
Exons: 15
Coding region: 1089-3197 (702 amino acids)
Biological process (GO): protein homotetramerization; positive regulation of transcription by RNA polymerase II
Cellular component (GO): nucleus; cytoplasm
Molecular function (GO): cAMP response element binding protein binding
Source: RefSeq, a predicted model, not a curated record
UAAUGUUUUUCUCGCUCUAGUAUGUAGGAUAACAAGCCAGCGGAUCAGAUUUGCGGUCACUAGCCCUGCCAACCGACGGCUAUAAUAAGCUGAAAACAUUAGCAGCAUUGUCUCUAGAAGAAUUCUGCUUUAGCAGCGACGAAAGAGACAAGCUUUUCUUUUGGCGUUGUUUGUUUAUUUUUAUUGGAGUCGUUGGGUUGGAGUUUGUGUGAAAUAGCUCUGCUGUCCGUGGAUUAACACUCAAGAAGACCCAAGGAAGAAGCGCUGUGAUAACAAUCUAAGUGUAAAAUUGUGGAUUAUGUUCCUGCUUCACUUGUGAAUAUCGGUGUUUUGGAGGUUUCCGCAUUUUGUGGCGGUAUCAUCGACUCGAAAUUCAGUUUUAAGUCGGGACAAGACCAGCAGCGGACACUUGUUGAAAUACAAUUUACAACUGCUCGGCAGCUUUGCUAACGUUAGUAGCGAGAUUUAGCUAUUAAGGCUAACAACUUUCUCUAACACUAGCGCUAAAUCUGCUACAAAUCCCUUCUUAUAUGUGUCUGUUCGAUGUUGACCGAGUGUCGACAAGUUGUCAAAGUGCGUUUGUUAAAAUUGUUGAUGACACUGACAGCAGUUUAGCUAACUUGGCUAGCUGCAGCUGUUACUCGGCUCUCCUGUUAGCAAUGACAGCUAACGUUAUGUUAACGUUACAUUCAAACAAGUGGUUCGCUGGAAAUAUGAAGUCAUAUUGUUACAUUAACUUUUUUUAAUUAACACGCCAUUCUUUAUGAAAGUUAUUAGAGUUGAAUUGUACACACAUAAUUUGCAAAGGCUUCGUUUACUCCGCUCUCUUGGCAUAGGAAGACAACUUUUAUUAACGGGAGCUUAGCUACGUUAGCUACUAGCUCGGUUUACAAUAACACUCAGUUGCUGCAGCCAGCAGAGUUGACUCUGAAUUAACUUUGUCCAACCAGUAACGUUCGCUAUGGUUUUAAAACUCGGACUGGUUCACUGCAACGCUCACUGAAAGAUUCUGGACAAUAGACUCCCAGCACCGUCUACCACUUUUUUCACCCCCAAGUAGCUGAAGUUGUAAAACUGCGGCCCGCACAAUGUCCGGCUCCCCGAGUACAGGUGGCUCAAACCCCAGGAAAUUCAGCGAAAAGAUAGCGCUGCACAACCAGAAGCAAGCAGAGGAGACGCGGGCCUUUGAACAGCUGAUGACAGACCUGACUGUUUCAAGGGUGCAGUUUCAGAAGGUCCAGCAGCUUCGUUUGACUCAAUCACGGGCGCAGUACUACGGCUCUCUGCCGAACGUCAAUCAGAUCGGCAACACCAGCACCGAAUUCCAAGGUGGCUUACCGUCCGGAUUGGACUCGGUGAGAGGGACCCGCCACCAUGGGCUGGUGGAGAGGGUCCACCGCAACCGCAUCAAUUCCCCCCAUCGACGACCCAUCGACAAGCACGGACGGCAGAUCGAGAGCUCUCCGUAUGGAGCCGUGUACCUGUCCCCACCUCUGGACAACAACUGGAGAAGGGAACAGCAGCCAUGGACUGAGGAAAAACGGCCUGGGUUUAGAUUAAUAUCACAACUCAACAGAACCAACUCGGACUCUGCUCUCCAUACAAGCGCUAUGAACCCAAACCCUCAGGACCCCUUCAUUGGCAUGAACCAGCAGAUGGGCCGAGGUCCCCUCCAGCGCAAUGGCUGGAAUGCAGCGAGUGUAAAUGAGUCAGAGCUGGACGGCUCCGGGAAUGUCUUCUCCUUCCCCACCCUGACUAACGAGGAGAAUCUAAUAGGUGUCAGUAAGCCCCUUCCCAAGCAGCUGUGGGAGGCCAAGAAGGUCCAGUCUCUGGCAUCAAGGCCUAAAUCAUGUGAAGUGCCUGGAAUCAAUAUAUUCCCCUCUCCGGAGCAGAACGCCGGCCUGUCUCACUACCAGGGCUUGUUAAAUAGCGGCGGCUCCCUGCCCGACCUCAGCAACCUGCACUUCACCUCACCACUCUCCACCCCGCUGGACCCCGAGGACAAUGGAGGGUACCCCAAUCUCAGCGGGGGCAGCAGCACCGGAAACCUGCCAGCCGCCAUGAUGCACCUAGGCAUCGGCAACUCACAGGGGCUCUCCUCCUCUCUGAGCAAUCCCUCAAUUCAAGGGUCUCUCAACAACUGCCAGCUGCAGUCGUCGCUCAGCAAUCCCUCCAUCAACUCAUCCCUGCGUCUGUCCAGCAACUCCCCCCGGCGACGGCCUGCUCCCAUUAGCCCCCUCACCCUGUCUCCUGGCACCGAGCAGCGCAGGGGUCUGGCCAAGCAGCUGUCUCCCACCAUGUCACCCUCGCUGUCCCCCAUCACACAGGGAGUUGCUUUGGAUACCAGCAACAUGCCAAGAGAGCCGCCCCCACCCUAUCCGCUCUACCAACAAUCCCAGCAUGCAGUGGACCAGGGCCGAAAACGCCAACACCAGCAGCAGCAGCAGCAACACCAACAACAACAACACCAACAACAGCAGCAGCAACAACAACAGCAGCAGCAACAACAACAGCAGCAGCAACACCAACAACAGCAGCAGCAACACCAACAACAACAGCAGCAGCAACACCAACAACAGCAGCAGCAACACCAACAACAACAGCAGCAGCAACACCAACAACAGCAGCAACAGCAACAACAGCAACAGCAGCAGCAGCAGCCUGUUUCCCCCCUUCAGAGCAUCUCUCUGGACUUCAACACAAGCCAACACAACAACAUGGCAACACUCUUCAACGACCCUUUCAUGGAGCAACAGUUCUCCAGUCGCCAGACCAAGACCCACCCCUAUACGUUGGACCAGUUCACUCUGUUGGAAAACGCGAUGAGCUCCUCAGCAGGGGGUUCUUGCUUCGACCCUUCCUCCUCGCUCUACUACUCCCAGGCUGCCCUCUCGGGGCUGGGUGGAAGCCAUGGCAGCCUGCAGGACCCAAUGCACAUGAGGUCCAACAUGCUGUACUCCAACUGCAGCGGAGGACUGCCCAACAUCAUACUAACCGAUGACUCCAGUCUGUCAAAGGACAUCAGCAGUGCACUCUCUACAGUGCCUGAAUGUUUUGACUCGGAGGGAGGCUUCCCGUUGGAGGACGAGCUACGCAUCGAGCCCCUCAGCCUGGACGGUCUGAGCAUGCUCAGUGAUCCCGACAUGGUGCUGCCGGACCCAUCGGUGGAGGAUACUUUCCGCAGUGACAGGCUCUGAACAUAAAGAGAGUCACAGGUUCCAAGAAAGAUAACACAAACAUGGAUUUGCAGUGUACAGCGUGUAUAAAUCUGAAUAUGCAUGCAAACAAUCUCUAUAGGGCCACUGUGCAUGCAUGCAUCCACUGCCACUAAGAUUCAUUAAAUGUGAAAGACACCAUGUACACAGUCAUGCACACACACUUUUUAAGGAGGAGAUUUGUGAACAAACACUGUUUACACCUGCUUCAUGCAAAGUUCCCUUCAUACAUGCUCAAGCUCGUAUCUCGCAGACAUUGUUUGCAAAAUGCAGUUUUGGGGUUUAAAAUCAGCUCUGGGAGCAGAAACGGGUCCAGCUCUGAGAGUCGGCACCUCUUCCUCCCUCCCCCGAACCCCAAAAGACUGGGACGAACACGUGAGGCGAUCCCACUUCUUUCUCUCCUCACCAGCUCACAGCCCCCCUGAAGCCAUGGCAACCUCAUCGCCAUGGUUACACACCAGAGCAACCCUAUUGCAAAGCUUGAGAACAGCAGGAAUGCCAACACACACACACACACACACACACACACACACACACACACAUUUACUUUUCUUACAGCAACCAGUAAACGAGGCAAAGGGAGCCCAGAGCUGUUGUGCAGUCACUGGCAGCCCAGUUGUCUUCAGGUGAAGUAAAAAACCAGCCAUGCCGUGGCUACUUCAGGCUCUCGAACAAUCAUGGUAGAAAUGAAGACUAGAGAGAUUAGAGCUUUUGUUUUAAAUUUAUUUCUUUACAUAUGAUAUCAGAUUAUUUUUGAGAUGUUUGCCACAGAUCUAUAUAUAUAUAUAUAUAUACAUAUGUGUUUUUAAUAUAUAUAUAUAUAUAUAUAUAUAUAUAUAUAUAUAUAUAUAUAUAUAUAUAUAUAUAAAAAACACAUAUAAGCCUCAAUUUCAGUCUGAUUAAAUUGUAUUUUCAAACUCGAAACAAAAAGGGCAAAGUGUUUACAAAGAUGAGAUUUUAUUAAGUAAAUAUUACUUAAGAGUAUAGAUUUUUGAACUCUAAUUAAGAGAUAAAAUUCUAAGAUGUAUUGAAUAAAUGCUAUAUUUUUCCUUGCAAUUUGGUUGGAUAUUCCCCGUCUCCUCGGUCACAGAUGAUUUCUUCUGGCAGAACUUUGACAGCAGUGGGACAGCGUCAAGAUCCAUUAAAAAAAAAAGAAAAGAAGGAACUGCAAGUUUUUUUUUUGUUUUGUUUGUUUUUUUGUUUUUUUUUUAAAUACUUUUAUGUACAGUAAUUGCCUUUUGUACCGACUUGUAAUGGCGCUUUAUCUGUACUUUAAACCUUGUUGUGAAUAAGGGUAUGCGUACUGUGGAUCGAUUAUGCCCCGAAUAUCUGUUUGCAUCCGGCUUUCUGUCCUUGUGUUAUGGCAGUACAGUGAAACCCCCCAACCCCCCCUCCUCUGUGUCUGAACAGUCAAAGUGACUCAUUCAGAGAGCAGACUGUAAUCAUGUGGACAUCGGACAUCAUGUAACAUUGCACUUAACCUCUUUUGCACUAAUUGGUUCACAGUGUGUAGACUUGAUAGUUUUUACACCAGGUAAGUAUGCUUUUUUGUUUUCUUUUAUUUACCUGAUAACCCAAAGAAGUUGAAUGAAGCCAUUACUAAGAACAGUGCGCCUUUAUGUGACUAAAUAUUAGUCGCUGCACAUACACACAUUUGAAAACACCAGCAUCGGGCGUUUACAUUUGAUAUGAUGUGAGGAAAUUGAAAUUUAUUCUCCGCUUUGAUUAUAUGGUCAUAUAGUAAUAUGUUUUUGUAAAGAGCUCAUAUUUGCAGUUGAUUAUGUAAUAACUCGGCCAUUUAGGGCAUUGAGUGCCCCCUAGUGUUUCAAUAAAGGCAAAGAGAGAAUUUUUUUUUUAUUAAAUAUUGUUUCUGAAAAGGAUUUGGAACAUAUUUUGCUCCUUUAGCUAUGCAAUGUUUUUGUUUUUUUUCCAAUUCAGUGAGACCUGUUGAACAGGUGCAACUUGUACAUUAUGCAGUGUAACAUGGCAUGCAGGUUCAUUUUAUGUGCACAAUGUGGGGGAUCAAAUUAGCUAGAAAUCCCAAUAUUACAUGUGUCCAGUGUCCACAGUGUAUGUUGACUCUCAGUCAGUAAGAAGGGUGUCUGCUCCUGCAGGGUUUGCAUCUGAACUGAUCAACAGUCGGACAACAAGAGCAUUUAUAGUGAAUGAUUUAAAGUAACUCGUGCAACUUUUUUGGACUGCAGGCAAAAUGGUGCAUGGCACUGUUUGUGUUUAUUUUUGUUUGUUUCUUGUCAGUCCAAAGGUGGGUUGAUUCCCAGUGUAUGAAAGAGAUUCAGUGUGUGAUUAUUUGUCAAAUACAAAAUGAAGAGGGGAGUCGGGGUUAUCGUGACGUUGAUUUCUAAGAGUUUAUAUUCAAUUUCAGCUAUUAUACAUUUUUGCUCUCUUGUUAGCUUCAUAAGACGGUGGGUUCCUUCCUCUGUCCCUACCGGUUUACUGCUGUCUGAACGCCUGCCUUCUGCUGCCUUACUCUGUUGUUUUUUUGACUUUUCAUAUUCCAGCAGUAACCUGUAUCCGUAAUCUCCUCCCUUUUAGCUUUAGCUCUGUUUAGUACUAACUGCCCAUUGUCAUUUUGUGUGUCUUAGUCUCACCCUUUCUUUUGUGGUGUCUUACUUUUUUAGUUGCAUAUAAACAAUGUACAGUUCUGUUAUUUAAAAGAAUGUUUUGUCCACUAGUGUUACUACUUUUUUUUUUUGUAAUGAAUUUGUUUUCCCCCAAGAUCUAAAAUGUUCUUGGUUUGUAACCUAUGUUAUAGUGCUUAUCUUCUUGAUUUAAUAUAAACAAUAAAACUCUA